CUUUCUUUCCAUUUUUUUCCUUCGGAAGUACAGGCCUGUUUUCACUCUGUUCUUUGAAAGUUAGUUCGCCAUGGCAAGCCACGACGUCCUCCUCGAUGCUGAGCUGAACGAAGAGCGAUAUAUUGAUCUGCUUACCAAGCUUAUUGGUGAAAGCGAGCAUGUUCAGAACAACCCACCCAAGUUUGUCCCUCAAGAGGACAAGGUGAUCCAGCAUCUGCUUGAGGCCCUGCGCCCGUACAGCACCGAGAAUGGCGGCCCACUCCAGGUGGAGCAUGUCACCUAUGUGCCCGGCCGUGGAAACCUGAUCAUCAAGUACAUGAGCGAGGGAGCUAAGGGAAUUGUCUCCUUUGUGGGUUCUCACCUGGAUGUUGUGCCGGCCAACCCCGAGACUUGGGACCGCAACCCGUUCAAGCUGGUGCGCGAGGAUGACAAGCUGUAUGGUCGCGGUACCACGGACUGCCUUGGCCAUGUGGCUCUUAUCACCGAGCUCUUCAUCCAACUGGCCGAGAAGAAAGUUCAGCUCAACACCAACAUGGUGGCCAUCUUCAUUGCUUGUGAGGAAAACAGCACCAUUCCUGAUGUUGGUGUGGACAAGUUGCUGAAGGACGGCCGUCUUGAUGAGCUGAAGGGUGGCCCAGUCUACUGGGUGGACAGCGCUGACAGCCAGCCUUGCGUUGGUACUGCCGCCGCCAUUGUCUGGAAUCUGCAUGCCAAGGGACAUCUGUUCCACUCCGGUCUGCCUCACAAUGGCAUCAACUCGUUUGAAUUUGCCAACGAGGCCGUUGCCUACCUGCAGAAGCGCUUCUACGAGGACUUCCCUGCCCAUGAGAAGGAAGACCUUUAUCAGUUCGCCACCCCAUCCACAAUGAAGCCAACACAGGUGCGCAUUGCUGAGGGAUCCUUCAACCAGCUGCCGCCCUGGACUAAGAUCAUCGGCGACAUCCGUCUCACUCCCUUCUACAAUGUAGAAGAUGUCAUGUCCAAGAUCAAGACAUACGUUGAUGAGCUGAAUGCUACCGACUUUGCGGCUCUUCCAACGCGUGGCCCGUGCUCUAAGUACGUUGUCAAGUCGCCAGAGGGUGAGGACAUCAAGGGUGUGCUCACACUGGAGUUUGAAGGCGAGCCUUUCAAGGGUAUUGCUUGCGACCUUGAGUCUGAUGGUCACCACAUGCUGCGCAACGCCACAAAGGAAGUGCUGGGCAAGGCAGAGCCGUUCAGCAUCUGCGGCAGCCUGCCACUUGUCGGCGAUCUGCAGGAGGCUGGAUUCGACGUUCAGGUGUGUGGAUAUGGUCACUCCAGUGUCUACCACGGUGACAACGAGUACUGCUCGGUUUCCGCCAUGAAGAACGCCAUCAAGAUCAUGAGCCGUGUCAUUCAUGGCUUCAGCAGCAAGUAUGCCUAAGCACUGCGCGCGCUUCUUGCCCUCUUUAUGGCAGUUGCCUGUGCGACGCACACGCUAUGCCACUGUUUGCUCGCCGGCUGCAUCAGCUUUCUGUUUGUCCUGCUCUCUCGGCUGCAUUCCUGGUGUCGUGGCACACGGUACCAUGCGACUUUCAACACCCCGGGCAUGGUAUGGGCUGCAUCCCAUUCAUGAACCACCACCCUGUUUCGGAACGUCAUCAUAAUUAUGUCUCUGGUGCAUGUGUAGUGCUUGCCACAUUUACACGUGCCGGCUUACUUCUACAAUUCUUACUGUUACCAUGUGUUUACAGAUGCCAGGUCAUGCCAGGUCAUGGCACUGGCUGGCUACAUGCUCCCUGUCCUAGGGUGUUCUGUGUCCUGUAGGGACCACACUCAUUACAGUCUUACUUUUCUCGACAUCAUUUUUACUUUGAAACUGGACCCUUCCUUGCAGCAAGGCAGAAUUGAGGCGUGAAUUUCGAUUUCAUGUUAUGUUCCGAGAAACCGUAGUAUU
Molecule: messenger RNA, 1915 nt
Organism: Sycon ciliatum
Lineage: Eukaryota; Metazoa; Porifera; Calcarea; Leucosolenida; Sycettidae
Exons: 9
Coding region: 71-1402 (443 amino acids)
Molecular function (GO): hydrolase activity
Source: RefSeq, a predicted model, not a curated record